Molecule: messenger RNA, 771 nt
Organism: Siniperca chuatsi (mandarin fish)
Lineage: Eukaryota; Metazoa; Chordata; Actinopteri; Centrarchiformes; Sinipercidae
Gene: mgst3b
Product: microsomal glutathione S-transferase 3b
Exons: 4
Coding region: 107-529 (140 amino acids)
Cellular component (GO): nuclear envelope; membrane; endoplasmic reticulum
Molecular function (GO): glutathione peroxidase activity; glutathione transferase activity
Source: RefSeq, a predicted model, not a curated record
UACUUUGUUGCUUCCUGCUUCUGCACUGGGCUACAAAGCAAAGUCGCCUAUCGUGUCGUUUUCGCCGCCGUCUUCUGAAAAAUACAGGCCAAUAUAUCGAGCAGAGAUGGACGUCCUGACUGUAUUACCGUCCAGCUUUGGAUAUGUCAUAUUUACCUACCUCUACAGCUGGAUUAUGCUGGGGUAUUUAGCAGUUAAGGUUGGGGGUGCCAGGAAGAAGUACGGCGUUCAGUAUCCCACUAUGUACAGUGACAAGGAGCAGGUGUUCAACUGUAUCCAGAGAGCACAUCAGAACACCCUAGAGGUGUACCCUCAGUGGCUUGUCUUCCAGACCAUUGCAGCUCUUGUCUACCCGUUAUCAGCAUCUGUGCUGGGGGCUAUUUGGGUGACCAGCAGGUUUUCCUAUGCCUGGGGCUACUACACAGGAGAUCCAGCCAAGAGGAUGAAUGGUGCCUAUGGCUACAUUGGAUACUUUGGUGUCAUCAUUCUGUCCAUAUCUGUAGCCUUGCAAUUGCUUGGAGUCUUUUAAGACGAUUGUCAUCUUGUAUUUGCCCAUCUGACGUUUAGUCAUUUAUAUUGGCUUGCAUGGCAUUUUCAAAUGUAUCAGCUAUAAAGUAGUUGUACAAUUAUUUAAAUGCUAAUUUCAAAUUAUGAUACUAAACAUAUUUUUAUGGACCACUAACUUGAUACUUGACAUCUUUAUAUUCCAAUAUUUGUCAUGAAUGUCUACUCCAUGUAAUCAUCGACAAUAAAGUAGAUGCUACAGACCCA